GAGCAACCCAACAGCCAACAAGUGAAUGGGAACAAACUGCAUUUUAGAAGAUUUUAAAGAACAAAACAAACAUAAUGAAGUUACUUCUACUACUCAUCCUCUCACUAAUGACAGGUUGUGAGCUGCUGUCAGAAGAGAAGAUUUGCACAAAAGGAUGGGUUGAAUUCACCUGCAACCAAAACACAAUUAGAAAAUGUCAAAUGACUAAGGCUUUAACAGCUGGGAAAAAAACUCUCAGAGUGCUCAUUAAGCAUCAUCAGACGAAGAAUUCAUCAGCUGAUAGCGAGGAAUUAGAAUUUAAAAUUGCAAAACAAUGCCCAAAAGCAUUUCAUCAAAUUGCAUACAGGACAGCUAAAACCACCAUCAGAUGUGAUUAUCCAGAAGACAAAUACAAGUCGUGGAUCAAGUUUUUCUGCAAAGGGAAAAGUUUCACCUGCGAGGACAAUUUAUCAACAAAAUCUUAUCCAAAGUCAAACAGGACAUUCGCUCUCUCAAACAUCAGCCAUAGCUUCAAUAUGUCCAUCAGUAAUGUGUCCUCUCAGGAUGAUGGUAAUUACUGGUGCGGAGUAAGAUCACCUGUGGGGAUUCAUCGUGCUGCACUCACAAAAAUAAAACUAAGUAUUAAAAAUAUUAAGAGCUUCACAGAAUCACCAGCUGUUGGAGAGAACUUCACAUACUGGUGUAAAUAUAACCAGGCUGUCUCAAAUUGUACAAAAUUUAUCUGUAAGGGAGAAGAUCCAUCUAUAUGUAAACCUUUAGUAAGCACCAGAGAUCCCAAUAAGAACAAGAGGUUUAGGAUGGAUGACAAUAAAGAAAAGAAAAAUAUCUUCAUAACAGUGAGAGAAGUGACAGCGGACGACAGUGGGACAUACUGGUGUGGAGCAGAAAGCACCAGUGAACACCAAAGUAACAGGUUCUUCAACAGAUUGUCCCUGACUGUAGGACCCACUGCAUCUGCUGAGAGUCAUGGCAUUUCGGACAUUGGAAUUGUUGUAAUCAUAAUAACUGGGUUGGUGUUUCUGGUCGUUUUCAUCCUUGUCUACAAACGAAUCUCCUUUUCAAAAAACAGAGGAGCUAAUGCAGCAUUGCAACAUACCAAAGAGUUGAAGGACUGUACGUAUGAGGAGAUACAGGAGCGCCCCCAGCAACCAGACCAGCCAGAAAAUGCACUGACCUCAAUUUAUGUCACUGCUAGCAUUCCCACAGAUGUAGCUGCCUCACCACAUUACAAUAGCAUCAACUUUCAAAGCUGCUCUGACAAAGCUGGUGGUGAGGCAAUGAAACGCAUCUCCUCUGCCUGUGAAUAUUCUACUUUGACAUUAAGCAAAUGUCCAACCAACCCGACAAUCACUAUACCAUCCAGACCAGCAGAGGAGAAUCUCUACUCAGUAAUCAAUGAACCUGAGCCAAAAUGA
Messenger RNA from Oreochromis aureus, 1415 nucleotides. RefSeq lists its product as uncharacterized. Gene Ontology annotation, molecular function: transmembrane signaling receptor activity. The record is from RefSeq and is a predicted model, not a curated record. Gene Ontology annotation, cellular component: plasma membrane. Bases 75 to 1415 code for a protein of 446 amino acids. NCBI's taxonomy places the organism in Eukaryota, Metazoa, Chordata, Actinopteri, Cichliformes, Cichlidae. The transcript is spliced from 8 exons.